GAUGGUGAUUGUACCGCCUUAUUUUGUAACCCUACGGUAUCUGCAGAGGAGAAUCUGUUGAGUAACGUGAUUCCAGAAUUCGGAUUUCUUGGUCGUUUUCGUGGAUUGGCACGCGUUUCCCAAACACAAAAAGCAGAUUGCCGUAACAGUGGAUUCCCGACCGGGAAUCGAACCCGGGCCUUCAACGUGACAGGAGGAGAUACUGACCACUAUACUGCCGAGGAUACCACACCGGUUGGUUUGUGCAACUCGACAUCUCAGACGGAAUCAGGAACCUGCCUUGGCGUCCUACUGGUUCGUGUGAAUGGUCCGCAAGGCAGCGUUCUCACGUACGCAUUGUUGGAUAUUGGGUCGGAUGUGACAUUGGUUACGAAGGACUUGCUUGAUGAGGUUGGUCUGACCGGCACUCCAACAAUUUUGAAUUUAUCGAGACUCCGACUUUGUUUUGCCUACCCGGAGGUUCUGGUAUUACGCGUCACUCGAAGAUACCGUUCGACCGUUGCAGUACUCGACAGUACUCGACUGACGGAAGACGAUGUGGGAAUCCUUAUUGGUUGCGACGUAUCCGAAGCGCACUGGGUCUUCGACCAGCGUCUGGGGGGUAAAAAACAGCCGUUUGCUGUGAAAACUUUACUAGGUUGGAUGCUCCUUGGUCCGAUGAAAAACGGAACGAAGCAGAAGGUCGUCAGUCAUUGUAUAACCGGGUGUAGUCAGGGCAUCCAGGAGCAUUUGCAGCGACUGUACAACUCGGAAUUCGCAGACACUUCAGCAUCGAACACUAGUCUCUCUUUAGAGGAUCAAAGAGCACUGUUGAUAGCGGAGACUAGUGCAGUGCGAGUAAGUGGGCAUUAUCAGCUACCGCUCCCAUGGAAAGAUAACGCACUUACCCUACCCGAUAACUUCCAGGUGGCUAGAAAACGUCUAGGUAAUCUGAAAACUAGACUGUGCAAGGAUCGUGUUUUACACGGAAAGUACGAUAAGGUGCUUCGCGCAUACAUGGAGAAAAGAUACAUUGAACGGGUGGCGGAUGCCUCCACAUUGUCAUUAAAUUCAAAGCAGUGGUAUCUCCCACAUCAUCAGGUUAUUAACCCAAAAAAGCCAGAUAAGAUUCGGAUCGUAUCUGACUGCGCUGCCAAAUGUCAUGGUGUGUCCCUAAACGACCACCUGUAUCAGGGCCCCGAUUUAACCACAAAACUUGUAAAUGUUAUGGUGGGCUUUCGUUUAGAGCAAGUUGCUGUGGCAGCCGACAUUAAAGGGAUGUUGCUACAGGUCAAGGUUGACCCCUGUGAUAGAGACGCUCUGAAGAGCCUUGUAGCACAGGCUAACCGACGGGAGGGAAAUGAUGUCAUGUGCCCAUUAAUGUCUUGGUCCUCCUGUUGGAUGAAGCUACCGAAGGUCGUGGCUUGGUUACUGCAUUACAGGCAACGUCUAUUGAUUAAGAAGGGCAGAGCGAGAAAGGAGGCUUUACCUUCCGGUGUUAUCAGAGUAUCCGAACUCCGCCAAGCACGUAAUUGUUUGAUAAAGAUGGUGCAAUCUGCUCACUUUGCACGAGAGCUGCAUCAGAUUAACGCUCCUGUACUGGAUGCAAAGCGUUCCCGCAAUCGGACUCAAAACGGCAGCUUACAAAAAUUGUCACCUGUUUCGGAGAUGGCUGGCAACCUGUCGACAGAUUCAUUCCUACAAUGUUUGAUGCGCUUCGUUGGUAGACGUGGUAAGCCCACCGAUAUAUACAGUGAUAAUGGUACGAAAUUUGUUGGCGCACUGAGGGAAUUUCGGGAUGAUAUAAAGCUCUGGAGCCUGAGCAAAAUAUCAGACCGACUUUUGACUAUGGAUAUACAGUGGCACUUCAAUCUACCAGCAACUAGCCAUCGUGACGGUGUGUGGGAGCGUAUAAUCAGGUCGGUACGACGUAUACUUUUAUGUAUAUGUAGGGAACAGUGUUUGACCGAUGAACAACUGAACACGCUUCUCAUACAGGCCGAACGGAUUCUCAAUAACAGACCUGUAGUCCCGCUAUCAUCAGACAGCAACGAUUUGGAGCCGCUUACUCCAAACAGUUUGUUGCUGAUGCAGUGCUGUCCUGCGGUACCCGGUCGCGACGGCUUGGCUUCGCGAUACCAUGCCGGUUGGAAACAGGUCAAUUAUCUUGCUGGCGUAUUCUGGCGUCGUUGGAUAAGGGAAUAUCUGCCAACGUUGCAGAUGCGUACCAAGUGGCUCAGAGCAACUCAAGAAUUGAAACGAGGGGACUUAGUUCUGGUUUCUGGUGAGGACCUGCCUCGUGAGAAAUGGCCUCUAGGGGUAGUAGAUAGUUGUGAGGCGAGCCCUGAUGGCUUAGUUAGAACCCUGCAUGUUAGAACGGCGGGCGGCGUUCUUAAGAGAGAAAGACCUAUAAGCCUCACUAGCGUGCCGUGCAAGGUGAUGGAACGCAUUCUGAAGCGAGCCAUCCUAGAUCACCUUACUUCCAGCAAUCUGAUAUCUCCAGCUCAACACGGAUUUCUCCCAAACCGUUCUUGCGUGACAAACAUGCUCGUGUUUAUGGACAGCUUAACCCAAGCCAAGGACGAAGGACUCAUAUCGGAUGCCAUAUUUUUCGACUUCUCAAAAGCAUUUGAUAGGGUCCCACACGUCCCGCUGCUCCACAAACUCGAGUCUUACGGGAUUCAAGGGAAAAUCCUUCGCUGGAUCAAGGCGUUCCUAUCAGACAGGUCAUUCCGAGUGAGAAUAGGCUCAACCUAUUCCUCUCCAGCGCCGGUCUCCAUUGGAGUUCCUCAAGGCUCCGUCUUGGGACCACUCCUGUUUCUGAUCUACUUCAACGACCUCCCAGACGUUCUUGGGAGUCCAUGUUUACUUUUUGCGGACGACUUGAAAUCCUGUUGUUCCAAUGCCAGCGCCCUCCAAAUGGAUGUAGACGCUGCCAAGCAGUGGUCGUUGGACUGGCACCUUCCUCUGAAUGAUGAAAAGUGCGUCCAUGUGUCGUUUGGAGGGGAUUCAGCGAAUGCCUUUGUUAUGCAUGGUGAAAAGGGACCAGAAAACAUCAUGAGGAUAGAUGCCAAAAAAGAUUUAGGCAUCUGGGUCUCCUCAAACUUGUCCUUCGCAUUAAACCAUGAGAAAUCGGCCCAAAAGGCAUUCGCCAUUUUACGGAUGAUCCGACGUACCUUCUCCCGUAUUACUCGCAUAGACUUCCAAAUACUCUAUGGGGCCUACGUCAGACCGCUCCUGGAGUACGCCUAUCAAGUUGUCUACUCAGGACGUACGAAGGACGUUACCCUCAUUGAGCGUGUCCAGCGGGCCGCCACGAGAAUGGUUGCCGGCCUCAAGUCCGUGGACUACGAAACGCGUCUCGCGAUGCUUGAUCUCUUUCCCCUGGAGUACCGUUGCCUCCGAGGGUACCUAAUUCUUACCUACGCCCUGUUUGAUCAAAGCUUGGCAAACAGGUUUUUUACCGUUGACCCAGCAAACACCCGGCGGGGACAUAGGAGACCAUCCAGUACUCCUCCAGGCCAAUGGCUGUUGAAUCAUGCUCCAUCAAACGUCCACUUUACUCCAUCCGCAUCAGGUGACCGGGUCCAUAAACUACCCUUGUAUCAAGAAGCGGAUUACAAUGUUUUAUUGGAUUCUGACAUAAUCGAGGGCGCACAACCAGUUGGAUCUAUUUCGAACGGUUUUCUUGCAACCGAUUUAGCCAGCCCAUCAACCCACAUUGAUGUAUGGAUCACUUCGAGUGCUACAGAACGCACAGUUUCAUGUGAAAAUCUUACUACAUGUGUCACGGCUCCGACAGUUCCUUCAGAUAGUUCUUUCCUGUUCCCAACUUCGUCUCCGUCACCGUCCAUCCCGUGCGCUGCUACUGAUAAGUUCGGUAUUCGCACAACGCCUAUUCGGACCAAACUCAAGCGCCCACAUUCUGCAAUUUCCGGAGAUACCAAUCCAAUUCAGCUCGAGGAAACAACGGCGCGACCAUUUUCCGCACCUAAGCGUUUAGUGGAGGAAGCAUGUGACCCCAUAUCUGAGCUCUUUGUGGACGGAUCCACGCUUUCAUUCACUACCCUCGACUCAGCCACGUUAGUCGCUGAGGAAUCAGAUGUAAACGGCGCAUAUCCACCUAAGUCCACAUUGGAAGCAUUGGUCGCUUCCAAUUCACCCUUACUAUUUUUUCCAACGGGAUAUUCUUUGGACACAGAUCAAGACGCAGUCCCUUUAUGUGACUUUCUCUCAGCCUCAUCGGCGAAAUCUCGUCCUUCACCCGUGGAUAGCUAUGAAGCGGGGGAGAACAAUUACACAGUGGAUCCGGAGUUGAAUAAUCCAGACUAUAUGGUGACAGACGGAUCAGAUAUUUUGAACGGGAAUUCGGCAAAUUCAGUCUCUUCUUCCAGGUCUCUGGCUUCGGUGGACCUGUGUGAAACGGUUCCUAAGAGCUCUGAUUCCCAAGGUAGUCCCAAUACCACGUUAAGCGAGUUUGGUGUGUCCUCAAAGACGUAUUUGGACGCACCAGGCUCGAUUACGACCCAUCUGUCUGCUUUUGUGGAAGCCAUGCGUAGCUAUGCUGCCGAAUUAUGCCCGGUUGACUGCGUCAUUCUUAUGGAGCGAUGUCGCCCGUUUAACUGUGAUACUCUCUUCAUGAAAUAUUUCAGAGAACAGUACCUUUGUCCUAUAUUGAGCAACUUGAACGGCGGUCCCCCAUUGAAUGCAGACUUUGGGAGAGAUGCCUAUACUUCAUUGUAUUCCCUUCACGGCUUCUACUGGCGCAAACCCAGGCAGAUUAACACUUGGGUCCCGGAUACCCCCAUCAUAUACCGGAUUCUGAAGCAAAUAGCAACUGUGAAACACGAAGAGCGGCAUGCCACGAAUGAACAUGCAGAUAUGUUUACUGGGACACCUGGUCAUGAUCUUUUGGAGGCUGCAGUGGAAGCAUUUGAUGCAAUCGAUCGAGCACGGCGUGGAUUAUGUAAACAGGUUCAGCGGCACUUAAUCCUUCUGACUGUGUCGCCUAUCAACUUAGAUGAAGUGCACAAAGAGCUCGUAUCUUCUUCGGAUGACUGUACUAAAUCUGGGCCUCUCACUAAUCUACGUCGUCGUGGGGUUGCUUUGAGUGCAUUUGCACCCGUUCCCUCAGCAAGUGUAUUGCAACUGUAUGAGAUUAUUAACGGAACACCUCCAUCUCCUUUCUAUGAUCGUCACUGGCAGACGGUAGCGUUAUCUCCUAAACUCAUCGAUUCCGACUCUCCGGAGCGGCGAAUUAUAGGACCGUUGGCUGCUGAUGCUCACGCACAGGCUGAGGCUGAACUGUUACUGACGGAACAGCGACACCAGAAGAAGUUAAUGCAGGACCAACCGCAGAUCGAUCCGGUUCUCACCAACGGUCAUCCCCACUCCCUCGUUGGACCGCUCCAGGGUUCGUCUCCAUCAUCUCCAGCACGUUAUGUGUCGAAAAUGCAGCGUCAUUCCUCCCAGGCGAAUUAUAUGGAGGGAUAUAUGAAUGGGCAGACAGCUACGAUAAACUCAGGCAUAGCAACGACUGUUGGCUGUAGCGUUUCAGACAAUGCAUACCGUGGAACCCCGAAUAAGUUGGGACCUGCUGUUCCUAGCGGGAACAACUCGUCAUCCCCUAUGGUUCAACCGUACCCAGGGCCCGCUAACGAAUCCCCGAUAUCUCACGGCCACCGAGGUUUACGAACUUCUAGUCACAGUCAUGGUUCCACUCCUCCAGGUGCCACAUCGCGUGCAUCUGUUCCACGCUCAAUCGCUGACGUUAUUCGUCCGUCUGAGCCACCUCAAGUACCUGUCUCCUGUAGUUCUUUGUCUGCCGGUCACUCAGGGCCAAACUCGGUCGAUCAGUUGGGUCCUGGGAGUGCCUAUGGUUCGGACUCCGUAGCGACUCCACAAGGAUUUUCUGCAGGAAUUAUGUCUCCGCAACAGGGCUAUAAUUCUGGAGCAGCUAUGUCAACCCAACUCUAUUCUCCAGCCUCUAGUACUUUGGCGAAUUUGAAUCAAUCUCAAUCGGCCGCUGGGACUAAUGUGCCUUACCAGCCAUACCAGCAACUCCCACCAGAAGGGUCGAAUACCCAGAUAAACCUUAGACAGUCCACCGCUAUGGCACAGUCACCAGGAUCAGUUCAAGGCACGUUCAGGCCCCCGUCAAACGCUGCCUCGCCUGUGGGGCAGUUAGUCAGUUAUGCCAACACGGUUGGCUUAUCUUCGCCUUCGGCUUCCCGUGGCCCCACACGACAGUAUUCCCCUCAGCUCCCUCCUCAGUCGCAGCAGCCAGCACCUCAUCAACGGCACACAUCUCCACAUUCCGGAGGACCACCGCACCAGUCUGCUCGAUCCUACCAGUUGGCAUCGCCUGACAAUGGGUUGCCCGGGGCCCGCUCUCGCUCACUCACUCCUAUCCAUUUCCCUCCUGGUGGUCCACCUGCCCAAUCGAUGCCCAAUGCAUACCAAAUGAAAGAAAACAUUCCCAUCUCUCCCGGCCCUGGUUCCACUGGAAUGUGGCUGACUGGACAUCCACCGUCACAUGCGAUGGGUGACAAUACAGCACGUCCGUACGACUCGCAAGCAUAUCGACCUGGCUUGCCCUCUUCCUGUCCCGGAUAUCAGACCAGUGUCAAUUCAGGCAGACCUUCUACCGGCACUUCGGCUGGCGUUCCGGGUGGUCCUGGUACACAUCGGGACCCGAAUUCUUUGACUGCCUCCGGCCGCCUCGAUUCGGGCUCACAUCAACUCUCCCAAUCCAUGCAACGACCACAGUCGUCCGCAUUGGACACACAAGCACCGGUGAGUCAUUCGGUGCUCUGGGAAGGCGAAGUGCAUGUGAACGAUCCUAAUUUUUCCGGUCCCUCUCGUCUGAAGAUGAGUCUCAUACUGGAGCAAGCUGGAUUGCGCGACUUCAGCUUUUCGGAAUUCAUCCAUUUUUUCACCAAAAACUUGUUCUUCAUUGUCAUUCUCAGUCAAUUGAAUAUGCAACUGUGGGGACCGGUCGCCCAAUUGUCCAUCAUUCUGGCUCAUUGUGACAGUGCGCUGGUUCAUCGGCUAACAAACAACUCCCCUGGUGGUAAUCUGCUUGCUCAGGUGUUAGUAGAGUUGCCGCAAUCAGAGGAGGCCUGUAAUUUGGUGUCCGCACUGUCAUCUUCUAUCAGUUCGAUGGCCGUACCGUUGGGGAUUCUCUCGCCUCCACCAAACAUGCUGCCAAAUCCUAUCCCACCUGGUACCAUUGGGUUUGUGUGUCUGAGCUACAGCCUGAAGCGUAACCACAUUUACGGUCUUAUCCCAGCGGAUUCCGAGCAGUUUCGGCAAGAUUUGCCUUCUAGGCAAAGUAAUUUUACGAAGUCUGGUGCCUCUGGUGUUGUUGUAGGACCUCCUGAGGGCUCCGGUCCCGCACAACGUUCCUAUGCACCAGCAGUGUCCCGCGUGGAUGACCAGUUUUUAUCACGUUCCGGAAUCCCCACGCAAUCUUCGUUUGUCGCACCCAACACGGGGUCAAUGUAUGUGUCAGUGCAACGCCCUAUGGGUCCUGUGAGCGCUGGAGAUCGUUCCACUCAAAACGCUCUCCCUGGUCAGGUCUAUCCAAACCAACCCCACUUGAACUACCAAUCUGCCGUCUCGACUGCACAAAUACCCUCGUCGGCCUCUUAUAUGUCAGCCAGUGGAUUCAGUGCCAAAACCCAGUUAUCGUACAUGCCCAUGCAACAACAACAACAGCAGCAGACGACCUUACAGCGCAACACUCCAUCUCCUUCGCAUCGACAGCGGGAAAUGAUGCAUUCACAAUCUGGACCUGAUCCACAGCCCCCGCAGUGGAUAGCAUCUCAAGGGGAAAUGUCCCAUCAUAGCCAGGGGCGAGAAGGGAAGCCCGCGGUUCAACAGCAACAGCAACUCUACCCCCAGCGCCCUCAAAUCCACGCCAAGCCUAGUCAGUCGUAUGCCUUCCAGCCACAACCACUAGUUCCGAGCGAUCGGUUUGUGCAAGGUUCAGGUAGUGCUGUGCCAAUUUCGAACGUCAUGUCACAACCUGGAAUGGCGAAUGAGCCCGUCGGGAUGAUGGAUCAUCGUAAUUCUCCCCAAUUUGGCGCAUCCACCCAUCAAUCACAGCAACGUUUCCUAACCAAUGCAGCCUUCCAAGGUGCCGGUAUGGUGCAAUCGAACUAUCCUUUAUCUGGUCCAGCUGGAAGCAGCUCAGUGCCUCCGAGCUAUGGUGGACAACCUUGUAGCCAGCGCGCUCUCUUUCCUGGACAAGUUCCCUCCUCUUACCAACCUGUCAGUUCGAGCAAUAGUUCGGCAAUAGGUUAUCCUGGACCUGGGUGUUAUGCCUCGCGAGGUAAUGUGAGCAUGCCACAGUCAGCAACGGCCGUUUCCGGGUAUAGGUUCGCACCUGAACACAUGGUCAACGGUGGAAGUAAUAAUAACAUUAGCAAUGUUGGUUUCAUGCAGAUGCAACCACAUGCAGGCAACCACAAUCUAGAUCCUAAACCACAUCAUCACCCAUCAUCCAUGGAUGGCCAAACUUAUCAAACCAUGUCCUCGCGCUCCAUGAGUUGUAGUGUAAUCUCUGUGGACAGUACGAUGGGCGCGAAUUCCGCCCAAACUUUGCAGCAGGCUGGUGGUCAUUUUUCCACUAUGCCCACUCAGGAACCCACAAUACAGCAGGCACCCUCCUCCAUGUAUGGUUCCGUGCAUCCGCAGCAACAUUCCACCUACGAUGCAUUUGGGCCAUCUGGUUUCUUUUAACCACCCCGCCCUGCCAUCACUCCUGCCAACGAACUUGCAAGUUCACAAAGGCUUGUGUGUUAGAAACUGUGAUCAAUUAUUAAUAGUAACACUGUUAUAUCAUUUUUCCACACAUACACAUACACACACAUUGUUCCCGUAUUAUUGUCGUUCCUACUGUUUUUGGCCACCGUUUUUUGUGUUUGUCUCCCGGAGGUGGAUAGGGAAUCCCUUGUCUGUGUUGCUCCCCUGCCCUACGGGUAAUUGGUCACUUCAUUUUUCACAUCUCGAAGACUUUGAAAUCAGUUUUCUCCGCUAUGCGGAGUUCUGUUUAAAUUCCCCGUAUCCUUAACAUUUUUGGGUCGACUGUUUGUUGCAUACAGUGGUAUGGUGUAUCAUUGUACAUAUUAGCAUCACCCUCUCUGUUCCUGUUGAUUCAUUCACCGUCUUUGAAGGUGUAUGUUCUGUUUGUGCACAUAUUGUCUUUCUUUGAUCUUCAUCCGAAAAGGCCCGAUUUGCAAUGGUCAAACACAUUUUUAUGGCUUACUUGGUGUUUCAUUCCCCCGUCCACAUCAUCACUGUUCUUGUUCGCCUUCUCCUAUGUACAUUUGCAUACUAAACAUAAGAAUAGGAUCAGAUCUUACAC
Messenger RNA from Opisthorchis viverrini, 9349 nucleotides. RefSeq lists its product as hypothetical. Gene Ontology annotation, molecular function: nucleic acid binding. NCBI's taxonomy places the organism in Eukaryota, Metazoa, Platyhelminthes, Trematoda, Opisthorchiida, Opisthorchiidae. The transcript is spliced from 17 exons. The record is from RefSeq and is a predicted model, not a curated record. The annotation marks the transcript as partial. Gene Ontology annotation, biological process: DNA integration.